This is a messenger RNA of Rhineura floridana, 4351 nucleotides long. RefSeq names its product broad substrate specificity ATP-binding cassette transporter ABCG2-like. Gene Ontology annotation, molecular function: ATP binding; ABC-type transporter activity; ATP hydrolysis activity. Gene Ontology annotation, cellular component: plasma membrane. Lineage: Eukaryota; Metazoa; Chordata; Lepidosauria; Squamata; Rhineuridae. The coding region runs from base 103 to 2223 and encodes 706 amino acids. The transcript has 17 exons. The record is from RefSeq and is a predicted model, not a curated record.
CUCGUCAGAAGAGGUGUGGUUGCUAGUUUGAGCAGCUUGAUUUUUUAACAUUUGAUAAGAGAGCAAUGGUUGACAGAGUGUGAGUAAAGCUUCUUUAUAAAGAUGGCUCAAAAUCCACAAGUCAGUAUCCCAAUGUCAGAAUCCAGUACAAAUGGCAUCCCAAGCAAGAAUUUGAUGAAAGCCACCACUGUCACUUUUCACAACAUCUGCUAUAGAGUGAAGACCAAGAGUGGCUGUAUAGGUUGCCGAAAAGCAGCUGAGAAAGACAUUUUGAGAGAUAUCAAAAAUGUAAUGAAUAAAAUGAAAAAAGGAGAAGGGAAAAUGGCACAAACUCCUAAUGAAAAUGAAUGGCUGGAUAAGUGUUUAGAACUUGCUAUAAUGGACAAGUUUACUUAUUUUGGGCACAGGAGAGAAGGGAUAUUAAGAGGCACAGAAUUUAUGGAAAGUGGGAUAAUGAGGCCUGGACUGAAUGCAAUUCUGGGGCCAACUGGCAGUGGCAAAUCUUCACUACUGGAUAUUUUAGCUGCAAGGAAAGAUCCUCAUGGCUUGAGUGGCAAUGUUCUAAUCAAUGGAGCUCCUCAGCCUGCCAAUUUUAAAUGUAUAUCUGGAUACGUUGUACAGGAUGAUGUGGUGAUGGGGACCUUGACUGUGAGAGAGAACUUCCAAUUCUCAGCCGCCCUCCGAUUGCCAAAGACUGUGAGGGAGCAAGAAAAGAAGGAAAGGGUUGACCAGAUACUCAAGGAGCUGGGAUUGACAAAAGUGGCCGAUUCAAAGGUUGGAACCCAGUUUAUUCGUGGUAUAUCAGGGGGAGAGAGAAAAAGGACGAAUAUUGGAAUGGAGCUUAUUACUGAUCCAGCAGUCUUGUUCUUAGAUGAGCCAACUACUGGAUUGGAUGCCAGCACAGCCAAUGCUGUACUGCUCCUCCUUAAAAGGAUGGCCAGGCAGGGAAAAACAAUAAUCUUUUCCAUCCAUCAACCACGCUACUCAAUCUUCAAACUGUUUGAUAAAUUGACCUUACUGGCUGCAGGAAGAAUGCUCUAUCAUGGACCUGCUCAGAAUGCCCUAGAAUAUUUCAAGUCCAUUGGUUAUGAGUGCGAACCAUACAACAAUCCUACUGACUUCUUUCUGGAUGUCAUUAACGGAGACUCAACAGCUGUGGCUUCGAACAAAAAUGAUGAAAUUGAUAUAGAUACCAUUGACGAACGCACCUGUCACGAUAAGUCAUUGGCAGAGAAAUUAGCAGAGAAGUAUUCCAGUUCUGCUUCCUAUGAAGAAACCAAAACAGAAUUAGAAAAGCUGUCCUUGGGGAGCCAAAAGGAGACCACUUGUCGAGAAAUCACCUACUCUACUUCCUUCUUUCACCAGCUCAAGUGGCUCUCUAAACGGAUGUUCAAAAAUCUGCUAGGCAACCCACAAGUCUCCAUAGCACAGCUAUGUGUUACGAUUUUCCUGGGAUUAGCUGUGGGUGCCAUAUUCUUUAGGGUGACAGACGAUGCUAGUGGUUUGCAGAACAGACUUGGUGCCAUGUUCUUUAUGAUCAUCAACCAGUGUUUCAGCAGCAUUUUCGCGAUUGAACUUUUUAUUCUGGAGAAGAAGAUAUUUAUACACGAAUACAUCAGUGGAUACUACAGAAUUUCUGCAUAUUUCUUCUCAAAGCUAAUAGGCGAUUUAAUACUCAUGAGGACUUUACCGUGCAUUAUUUUCACGUGCAUUGUUUAUUUCAUGUUAGGUCUGAAACCAACAGUAGAGGCCUUCUUUAUAAUGAUGUUCACUAUGAUGCUGGUAUCUUAUACAGCUACUUCUAUGGCGCUAGCUAUUGCCACAGGACAGAGUGUGCUGGCUGUAGCUAAUCUACUCAUGACCAUCACCUUUAUUUUUAUGACUAUUUUCUCUGGAUUGUUGGUAAAUCUUACCAGUAUACUGCCUUGGCUUUCUUGGCUCCAGUACUUCAGCAUACCUCGAUAUGGGAUGAUAGCACUGCAAGUUAAUGAACUUACCAAUCUCAAGUUCUGCAACUUAAACACACAUGAGAAUUGGAGCAAUUCUAACAGUUUAGAGGUUACCAAGUUACAGAUGUGCACUGGAGAACAAUAUCUGAAAAGCCAAGGGAUCGAAGCAACUGCAUGGGGCCUGUGGCAGAAUCACGUUGCACUUGCUUGCAUGAUGAUAAUUUUCCUUACAAUUUCAUAUAUCAAGUUACGGUUCAUGAAAAAAUUCUCUUAAGGACAAGUCUGUGAUCCAGACUUCCCUGGGGAUGUCCUAAGUAGCAGAGCGGGAGGCAUGACUAUUCUCUUGUAUUAAGUCUUCUUUUUUUUCUUGAACACGUAAUGGAGAAAAACAGUACCGCAAAAUAUCUGCAUUUAUAGCACACCCAAAUAUUCUUUUCUAUAUUGACAUACUUGUUAGUGGCACUCCUGCCCUAAGCAGCCAAAAGUCUGAGCAGUAUGGCAGGAUCCAAUCAAGACUGAGCACUUGCAAGCUCUGUAGAUAUAGGUGGGAGAGAGUUAAUCAUGUGCUUAAUUCUCCCAUAGAAACCAAUGGGAUAUAAAGUGCUUAAGUCCAGAAGGAUCAGUAUUAAUUAAAAUACAGAACAGUUUUAAGAGGCAUUGUCAUGAACCAAUGCAACUUAGGAGCAAGAAAGUUGGAUUUCUAAAGCUAAGCUCUUUUGUUCACAGGAUUAUAGAAUACACCUUCUGCUACUGCUUAGAUGGCACUUCUGGUGUGUUCAGAACAUGUCACACAGAUUAGCACUAUGCAUAUGAACCUCCUCAUGUGUUCAGUGUAUGACUGGAAGGACCAAGGAACAGGACUGCAUUUCCAGAUCUCAUUCCCCGCAUUAUGUGUUUCACCAGCCCUGGUCCCCGUUGCAUUUAGCAUGAUGUUUGAAAAGGGGAAAUAUGUGCUUGUAUACACACAAGCCUCCCUUUUCAGACACUACACAAAACAUGUGGACUUGGAGACGUGGGGGGGGGGCUUCCAUGUGUUCAUUGAAUGUGGGGAUGAAGUGUCAUGUGAAACCCCCUAGUUAAGUUAGUAAAUCGGUUAUGCCCAACUGCACAGGUUAGGCUCUUAACAUCAAGGUUUGUUUUAGUUUUUAAGAAAGGCAGCUUUGAAAGAGGGUAGAUUGUGGAAAGGGGAGAGGAGAACGGGCAUUCAUCCUUUUCCUCACUCCAGAUCACCUCCUUCCCUGAAUUGCUUCCUAUCCACAGAGUUUCACAUCAGCUUGCCCACUCAUACCAAUUGAAAACUAUUAUUUCAUUGCAAUGUUCUCUUUUAUGUAGUAUCUUAUUUCUCACUCCACCCCAAAUAGGAGCCAGUCAAUUAAUUAGCAUACCUCUAAUUUAAUUUAGAAAUGCCUAUAUUUAGGGCAUCAAAUGAGUGGAAAGGUUUUGUAUACAAAUUCUAACUAAACAGCUGAAAAAUGCUUAGUGUGGUGUAGUGGUUAGAGUGUUGGACUACGACCGGAAGACCAGGGUUCAAAUCCCUGCUCAGCUAUGAAGCCCACUGGGUGACCUUGGGCCAAUCACUGCCUCUCAGCCCCAGGGGAAGGCAAUGGUAACCCCCCUCUGAAUACCGCUUACCAUGAAAACCCUAUUCACAGGGUCGCCAUAAGUCAGGAUCGACUUGAAGGCAGUCCAUUUCCAUUUUAUUAUAUAUUUCAUAUAAAGGACUACGUUGAAGUGCAGUCAGACACCCAGUAUAAUUCUUUUGAUUUUUUAAAAAACAAUAAGUAUUUCCUGUCUGUUUUGAAGUGCAGUCAGACACCCAGUAUAAUUCUUUUGAUUUUCUAAAAAACAAUAAGUAUUUCCUGUCUGUUUUGUAGUCUCUGUGGCCCACUUUGAGUUUAGGAUAAGAACAGAACCUCAUGAGCUGAGAUAGAUGCUGCAUGGUUUACAGCUCUAAGAUCUCACCUCUCCCUGACUCUCUGCCACCUCUAUCCCUGGGUGGGUUGAGGUUCUUGCUUAAGAUUGUGAGCCAUGGGGAACAAAGGCAGACUGGGUCUGUUACUUUAUACUGGUACAGCAUCUUGUUUCUGUUGAUACCCUGGAAAUUAAAUAAAUGAAUAAACCAGAUGCAGUGAAUUAAUGCAAGCUGCUGCUCCCUAAAAUGGCAGUGUUGUCAGCACAUGACAUUUGGCGGGAGUCCAGGGCUCAUCACGCAGCAGGAGCAAGCACCACAUUUUGAAGUACUGAAGUACUAAUCCGUCCCCAUUUAAAGAGAAUUCUCCACUGUAAGACCUCACCUAACUGUGCUAAUGUCCCCCCACAUUCCAAAAAGGAGAGAAAAAAUAGUCAAUCUUUAACUGAGCUGAUCAGUGGGGAGGGGGAGUAAACCUGACAAAUGCACUCAA